UGACAAAUAAACGAAGGUCUCAAUUGAGAGCUUAUAUUUCAAAAAUACUCUUCUUGCGACUAGAUGUCGCAGGUUCUCGGCGUCAUUUGUAGCAUAGCCUACUCGCCUCACAGCUCUCCAUUCAAACCCUUUACAGUUCAUGGUAAACACCCAUGGAACGACUUUUAAAGUCAAUUUCGUACUUCCUGGGUUGAAGUAGCUAGCAUUGCAUCGGCCAAUGUGGGUGGUACUUCCUCACACUCUCCAGGUCUAUAUAAAACCACCAUGCGAUGAGUUUGUGAUUGAAAUCACACGGUCUAUAGCCUACUAAUUGGUGUUUGAAAUAGAACUGUUUAAAAGAGUCGUGUCGCAUCCUAGCCUAAUCAUAUAAGCAUACGUGUCGACGCUUGAAUAGGCUACUACUUUGCCUUCGAUUGUGCGCCGUGAAAGUGUGACUUGUUGGUUUUAACCGCAUUAUAUCUGCAUGGCUAAAGUUGUUGUCCUGGAUCUUGACAGCGUUCCUCGCUCAGAAGACAGUAGGCCUAAUUGUUAUGAAGCAUUUACAGGAAAGAUCUCAAUGAUCCUCAGUCAGGCUGGUGAAGUGCAUGAACCUGUUUACCUUAUUUGUGUGCAAUGUCAGGGCUCGAGCGCUACACCACCGGAGAGAUUUGUCAGUCUAAGAAAACAGGUCCGUGUCUUACAGGACAACUCAGUUUCCGCUUCGAUGUACACAAUAAAGCAAGAAUUGGAUAAUCUGGAUUUGAGCAAUGUUGUGAUACUUACGUCUAGUCAUCGAAGAGCUGUACUGCAAAAAUACCAAGAAUCUCUCUUCACAGCUCUGUACAACUUUGAAUAUAUAACUGUGUUUGAUGAUCAGAGAGCGUUCAGUGAUAGUCCUACCAGUCUAACAUCUGGUGAGAUCACAGAAGUGACAGAUGAAGUGAGCACAUUUCUUCGGCAGCUCCCAGCGGUUGGAGAAAUGACUGUCCUCAAGUCCUCCCUUGUACCUGACAGUUUCUCACAUGGUUUCAGUACUCGGACGGGAGGAAUCUCCUACAUUAGCACGCUAAGCUCCCUGAACCUCUUCAGCAGCUCCAGCCGUAGAGACCCCAAGGCCGUUGUGCUUGAAAACAUUCGGCGUCUUGGACUCCAAGUUGGCUUUCAGCCUCACCAGUUCCACCUGGUAAAGACAGAUCAUGCCAGUGAUGUGUGGGUGGUGGGUGAGGAAGGCCCUGAACGCUACGAUGGAAUAGUGACCAAUCAAGUCAACGUUGUCAUAGCAGCACCAGGGGCUGACUGCAUGCCUCUGCUGUUCACUGACCCUGUAUCAAAAGUGAUCGGAGUGGCCCAUGCAGGCUGGAAGGGGACACUGAUGGGGAUUGCUAUGGCAACAGUGAAUGCCAUGGUGACACGAUUUGACAGUAAGACAGAAAACAUUUUAGCAGUGAUCGGUCCAUCUGUUGGCUCCUGCUGCUUCAAGCUCGAGCAAGAGUCAGCCAAAGAGUUCCACGCCAUACACCCAGACUGUGUCAGGGACGACGGGACAUCAAAGCCAUACGUCAAUAUCAGGCUGGCCACAAGAAUUCUCCUGGAGCAAGGGGGGCUCCUCUCCAAACACAUUCAUGAUGACACUGUGACUGACACUCCCAGUGUCACACUGUGCACCUCCUGCCGCUCAGACAUGUUUUUCUCUCAUGUUCGAGAUGGGACCAACUUUGGCACACAAAUUGGCUUCCUUUGGAUAAAAGAGUAAGAGGUAACGGCUGCCGAGGACAAAAUAAUGGGAAAUAAGGCGGAAGCAAAGAACUCCACAACGUGAAGUCCAUUCAUUUUGGAUAAUGGGACAUUCAAAGGCCUAAAGUAAGGCGACCUGUUUGCACUACUACUUUCUUUCACGGACAAGGAACAUGUUGGGUAGUUUUUCUUUGGUUAUGGUUGGUUCCACUGUGGUUAAGCCUGAAUCCUUAAGCUUGCUAGCUGUUUGUUAUUGUAUGCUUGCUAGCUUACACACGUUCUCCAGAUAACAUGUUAUUUAAUCACGGAAUUCAUUGCGUUUACACCACUUGGCAAAAUGAUAGAAUGUUUAUGUUGUUCAUCCAUUGGCUUGCCUUGACUACACACUCACUCUAGACUCUACUCACUCCAGCUUUUCAAUCAACCGUUAUUUACUCUGGUUCUUAGUUACCAUUCAGAGUUUCCACAGCAUUGAUACAGAACAGUGAUUAAACUGAUUUCUCUGUUAUAGGGAAAUAAUGUAGAAGUUUCCAGGUUAUGAAUAAAUAUACUAAUCGUCAUUUCCCUCUUGUAAAAACAAAUUGUACAAUUGUACAGUUAUAACCCAAUUAAAGGAACAUUGUGUAGGGUUUGGUGGGAUCUAGCAGUGAGACUGCAGAGAACAACCCACUGAAUACUUCUCCAUUUCCAUACGUGUAGGAGAAGCUAAGUAGGCCGCCAGGUGCCAUAACAACGCGAAAGGCCCUUUCUAGUGCCAGUGUUUGGAUUUGUCUGUUCUGGGCUACUGCAGAAACAUAGCAGCGCAACAUGGGGAACUUCGUUGAUGAGGACCUGCUCGAUAUGAAGGGCUCAUUCUAAGCUAAUGAAAACACAACGAUUCAUAGUUACAGCACUUAUGAAAACAUAAUUAUGAAUACUAUAUUCGAUUUCUGCUAAAAGAUCACCUUAAAUCCUACAUACUGCACAUGGAAUACAGACACAUGGUGUUUUAUUUAUAUUUUUGUGUUACUUUUUACAUUUGAUUGAUGUGCUAUUCACUGUAUGAUUAGAAUGUCACUUUUGUAAUUUUGUAUUUUGUGUUUCAACGUAUUUGCUGACUUCAAGUUCCAAUGAAUUCACGUUACAUUGAGUGAAUGGACUACCUGCGGAAUGAUAUGGAAGAUGUGAAUUAGAAGCACAAAACCUGUUGCUAAUGGCACUCAUUCAUUUUCUGCAGUGGUCAGUUCAUUGGGGUAGCUCAUUGAAAUCAAUGGAGCUGUAUAAUAAGCAUAAUGAAAUAGUACUACUACUACUAAUAAUAAAUCUAUUGUUUGUUUGUUUUUUCAUGAUUGUUUUUAGUUUUGUACAGCAGUUUGGUACAACUUGUUUGAUUUUAACAUGUGCUUUAUUAGUAAAGUAUACUUUUUACUGA
Molecule: messenger RNA, 3124 nt
Organism: Clupea harengus (Atlantic herring)
Lineage: Eukaryota; Metazoa; Chordata; Actinopteri; Clupeiformes; Clupeidae
Gene: lacc1
Product: laccase domain multifunctional purine nucleosidase 1
Molecular function (GO): copper ion binding
Source: RefSeq, a predicted model, not a curated record